AUGCCUCCCUUGUUGCUCCGUUUAUGCUUUGUUUCAUUUUAUCUUAGCGGUAUGGCUCUAGAGGAGAUCUCGUCCAGUAAAUGCUUUGGAGGUAUACAAAAGGUCUUCAAGCACGACAGUUACACUGUGAAGUGUCCAAUGAAGCUUGCUGUGUACUUUCCUCCGUGCUACAGUCUUGGGCAGUCUUGUCCUGUAGUCUUCUUCCUGCAAGGUCUGACCUGUACUGAACAGAAUUUCAUCAUCAAGUCCGGCGCCCAACGAUACGCUUCUCAGCUUGGUCUUAUAUUGGUAAAUCCUGAUACUAGUCCUCGUGGAUGCAACAUUCCAGAGGAAGAUGAUGACUUCGACUUCGGCAGUGGUGCUGGUUUCUAUGUAAAUGCCACCCAAGAUCCGUGGUGUAAGCAUUACAAAAUGUAUGACUACGUCGCAGUUGAACUUCCAGAACUAAUCGAGAAGAACUUCAAUAUAGUCCCUGGUAAAUAUGGUCUUUUUGGGCAUAGUAUGGGCGGACAUGGAGCGCUGAUGGUGGGUCUGCGAAACGCCGAUCGUUUUGUCUCUGUGUCUGCCUUCUCUGCUAUGUGCCAUCCCUCAGUCGUGCCUUGGGGCAUCAAGGCUUUCACAGGUGAGUGA
Messenger RNA from Hydatigera taeniaeformis, 630 nucleotides. Lineage: Eukaryota; Metazoa; Platyhelminthes; Cestoda; Cyclophyllidea; Taeniidae. The record is from the annotation of a GenBank genome assembly.